Messenger RNA from Sphaerodactylus townsendi, 450 nucleotides. RefSeq names its product F-box DNA helicase 1-like. The transcript has 3 exons. The annotation marks the transcript as partial. Lineage: Eukaryota; Metazoa; Chordata; Lepidosauria; Squamata; Sphaerodactylidae. The record is from RefSeq and is a predicted model, not a curated record.
CCAGGAAGCAAGCUAGGAUCCGCGCACAAGGCAGGAGCCCGAGGACUUUGGCGCUUGCAAACUUCUCUUAAGAUCAGAUGAAACGUUUCAAGCGCCUUCGCCUCUCAGCCAGUGACUGUGACGGUCUGAGCCAGAGUCCGGAAGGCACCGCCGCCUUGACACAGCCCUUCAGCCAGAGGCAGAGCAGCCGAGACUCGAACCGGGGUCUCUACCCUACUUUCCGGACCAAGAAGCAUCAAAGAGGCUGCCAGAAGGCCAUCACUGAUUACUUCAGAAUCAAAGCCCGCCCCUCACCACGUGCAGAUGACAGACCCAAAAGCGGGCCAAUCAAAGCUGAGGACUCUCCAGAAUCUUGUUCGCUUCUCAGUGGAGAAUGGAACGUGGCCCCCGUGGCUUCUGGAACAGGGCCAGGUUUUUCUCAGAGUAACAGUCAAUGCCAGCUGGAUAACA